This is a messenger RNA of Ciona intestinalis (vase tunicate), 1074 nucleotides long. The record is from RefSeq and is a predicted model, not a curated record. NCBI's taxonomy places the organism in Eukaryota, Metazoa, Chordata, Ascidiacea, Phlebobranchia, Cionidae.
AUGAUAUUGUUUGAAACAAAGAUAUCGUUGCGAUGACAACGAAUAACAACAAGGAUGACGUCGAUCUGGAUCACGUGAUACCUCGCCGUUGCAGAAAGUGUCAAGGGCAGAACGUCGCUGUGACGUCAGGAUACUUAGUGGGAGCGGGAAUGGCGGAAUAUUGGGGGAAGCUGUAAAUGAAACCAAUGCUUAUAACAUGUAGUGGUACCGGUGGUGGGUAUAAGCUCAAUUGACAACAAGAGUUACGAAAGGAAAACCAGUGUAUCAUCUACUUUGUUGGACGUGGAUGAAGCAUUGAUUGACAGAUCCGUUGAAAUGAGUAACUACGAAUACCAGGAAGCGCAAGACGAGGUUCAUCUUUUUAUGAACAAAGUAAUAAUUAAGGGUAUUCACGGGAGUAUGUUUGACGUCAGUGGUGAUGGAAGCGGUGACGUCAGUGGUGAUGAAAGCGAUGACGUCAGUGGGGAUGAAAGCGGUGACGUCAGUGGAGAUGGAAGUGGUGACGUCAGUGGAGAUGGAAGCGGUGACGUCAGUGGAGAUGGAAGUGGUGACGUCAGUGGGGAUGGAAAUGGUGACAUCAGUGGAUAUGGUAGCGGUGACGUCAGUGGAGAUGGAAGCGGUGACGUCAGUGGAGAUGGAAGCGGUGACGUCAGUGGAGAUGGAAGCGGUGACGUCAGUGGAGAUGGUAGCGGUGACGUCAGUGGAAAUGGAAGCGGUGACGUCAGUGGAUAUGGAAGCGGUGACGUCAGUGGAGAUGGUAGCGGUGACGUCAGUGGUGAUGGGAGCGGUGACGUCAGUGGAGAUGGGAGCGGUGACGUCAGUGGAGAUGGAAGUGGUGACGUCAGUGGAGAUGGAAGUGGUGACUUCACAAAAAUCAAGUUUGAAACGGGUUUUUACAGCGCUGCCUCAUCGGAGUUACCACUUAGUUUAAACCAAAGAAACAAGUAUAAGGAAAUUAAGAAGUUCAUCAGAGGAUUAGAUCUUUAAAUACACAACUGUUUAUAAGGCGACAUCGUAUAGUAAUAUAAGUGAUUAGUAUUUAGCAAAUAUACCGUUUAUUAGUAACUGUUAUAC